AUUGCNUGCAACGAUUGUGGGCAAUCGUUUUUGUUUAAAGGUAAUCUGUUUGUACACCAACAGAAACAUGCAGGCCAAACGAUACAGUGCAAGUAUUGUCAGAAGCGUUACGUUCGUUCUAUUGAUCUUGAAGUUCAUUUACGAAGCCACACGGGUGAUACGCCAUUUAAAUGCGAUAAAUGCGAAAAAGCCUUUACAAAAAUGUCCACACUGCGAAAGCAUGCACAAUUACAUGAGGGACUACAGUGGAAGUGUGAGGACUGCGGGAAGGAAUAUUCAUAUGAAUGGACACUACAAAGACACCGUCUAGAACAUACAGGGUUGCCGUUAAGAUGUUCAAUUUGUGAAAAAGAAUUCCCCGAAAUGUACAAAGUACGCCGACAUAUUAAGAACGUGCACAAGAUUAAUUUGCCCGAAAUAGAAAACUUCGUUGUAUCGCUCAAAGGGAAAAGGAAGAAUGGAAAUGUAACCCAACAUUCUACUGAGAAAGCGGGAGAGCUUGCAGUAAUGAAUUAGGAAUUAAAAUUAUUUGACGCAUUUAAAAUUGUUGGGUAAUAUUUUUAACAACCACACAUAAAUAAGGGAUGUACACAUGUUUGUGGUGUGUAGAUGAGAUGUUUAAAGUCCAGUCAUACUUGGCUAUGCAAGUUCGUAUUCUACAUAUUUUGUCAUCAAAUUAAGGAAGUGAAAUAGUAAUCAAUCUUCGUGUGAACACAAAACAAUGGAGGGGUUUUAAGCACCGAGAGCGAGGGCAGAGCGAAUACGUUUUCGAUGUUCGCAUUAUGAGAGUAAAAGAUGCAUUGACGAAAUGUAUGGAUCGUGUUUUGAAAGUGCUACACGUUCUAUAUUUAUUGACGGUAUUGCGAUCCGCGAUCCAGAUUACAAAAUUUUAGAAAUUUUGCGAUAUAGAUCACGAACCAUGAAUACUGCAUGCUACACCGUCAAUAAAUAGCGCGAUACUUGGAUAACGUCAAUAAAUACUGACCGUGUGACGAAGCCCUUAAAGCAAUUGGUGCGAUUUGCAAAAUACAUUUGUAACGAACGUAAUAAAUAUUUUAAAUUGAAGCUCUUAAAAACACAUCAUUUACGUCAUAUCCAUCAAAUUAGUGGGAAUAUUUUUGACUUUUUGUUAAGAAAUCCUCAAAAAAGAUUUUUAAAAUCGUCCGACUGGCAGAACAAGCGUGAUGGUAUCUUUAAAUUUUAAUACAAAAUAACUGUAUUUAUUGAAAAAACCAAUAAAAAUUACAUUAAUUAUAUUAAUA
Molecule: messenger RNA, 1262 nt
Organism: Rhagoletis zephyria (snowberry fruit fly)
Lineage: Eukaryota; Metazoa; Arthropoda; Insecta; Diptera; Tephritidae
Product: zinc finger protein 501-like
Biological process (GO): regulation of transcription by RNA polymerase II
Cellular component (GO): transcription regulator complex; PcG protein complex; chromatin
Molecular function (GO): RNA polymerase II cis-regulatory region sequence-specific DNA binding; DNA-binding transcription factor activity, RNA polymerase II-specific
Source: RefSeq, a predicted model, not a curated record